GUCCGCUUCCUCGUAACCAUGGUAACUCGGCGGCGGCUCGAGCUGCGGGUUCCGGAGCAGACGGGCGGGCAGGACAGCAGGUGAGGCCGCCAGGGGGCGCUCGCCGAGCCCAGGCCCGCGACCUUGCCUGCAGCCCAAGCCCCUUAGGGACUUAGAAGCCCCGUGGGUCCGGACGCAGGCAGCAGCAUCUGGGGAGAUACUCCGGGAUUUGUCUUAAACCAUGACGGAAAGAGGAAACAUUUAAAUUUCCGCGUGAGAACUAUUAACUGAUAAUGGAAACGCUUCCAGAGAUGCCCUCCACUGAUGGCCACACAAGUGAUAUAGUUACAGAAAGAUACCUGGUUGAGUCCCAGAAGUCUACAGCUCAUGUCCCGCUUGCUUGUGACACACAGCACUGUGCUUUUCCUUUGGAUGGAAACCAUCUCUGUGUGUGGAGCCCUAGGGGCACUUCUCACCAGCUUCUCACCUUACAAGGACACCACCAGUUGAUUACUGCUGUGGUUUUUGGAAACCAAACAGACCCACUUCAACUCUGCUCUGCAUCCCAGGAUCGUAUUAUAGUGUGGAAUGUGGAUGAAUGCAGAGAGAAGACACUUGAAGGGCUGACUCCUCGAGGGACUAUCCUGGGUUCCCUUUUACAAACAGUGCUGUGUUUGAGAUUUAGUCUGGAUGACCGUGCUGUGGCAGUGUGUGCUGGAAACAAAAUAUCCGUGAUGGAUGUGGAGAAGCAGUCUGUGCUGGUGGAGCUGCAGGGCCAUCAAGGCUCAGUGACAGCAGUAGAGUUCUGUCCUUGGCAAACACACAUCCUCAUCUCCGUGUCUGAAGACAGAAGCUUUAAGGUCUGGGACUAUUGUGAGGGAUCCUUGAUAUACAGCUCAUCCAUUUUAACAGCUUACCCUCUCCUGAGUUUGCUUAUCAAUGAAGAAAACCAGCAGCUGGUCACUGGCAGUGCUGAUGGCCAGCUGUGGAUUUUUAGUCUGAUAGAGAGACAUCACUACCACUGUGUGGCACACGUGGACCUAAGGAAGAAAAGCGAGACUUUCUCCACUCGAAGAAUGAUGGCUGAGCAGUACAGUCUUCCAGAAGACAGUCGGUACCACUCCAGACAUGAGGUGGAUAAAAGGGAAGAAGCUGAAGCAACAUUCCCUGUCCUGAGUCUGGCACAGUGUGACCUCUGCCUGCAGGAUUCCCAGAGUGGAGUAUUUUCUUCUGAGGGCACCAAAUGCCUGUGGAUUGGAAGCUCAACGGCUUUAUUCAUAUUUAACCUGGCAAGCGUUGAAUUGGAAGCUGCUUUACAUUUCAAGGAAUUUCAGAGCCUGAGUGUCCAAGUUGCUGGAUCCUGUGCAGUGAUGAGUGAGGCCAGGAGCCCCAAGGCAUUUUGCAUCCUAUCCUCUAUGUUUGGAAAUAAGAUUGCCAUGUUGGAAAUCAGCCUGAAUGCUCUGCUGAGUUCCCAGAGGUGCCCUGGCACUGGAAGGACACUUUCUGUCUCCUGUGUCCUACCAACUUCUCCACUGUGUUUUGGAAUUACUAAGGAAAACUCUCCUAAGCCUGCUAACACCAAACGACAUGCUAUGAGGAGUGUCGUAGAGGACCGGCCCCUGGUUUUCCACACUAAGAUCAGGUCAUCUGGCUAUACAUCGGCACCACAUGUGACUAUGUUUUCUCCAAAGACGAACAUCAAGCAUAAUAGCAAAAGAGCUUCAAAAUUCAAGAACAAUUACAAAUGUAAGGAGUACUCUUUGGAGAGGUUCCUACCCAGAAACCUCAGCAGGCAGGUUGCUGUGGCCCAGGAGCCUGUUGCUGUGAGCUGUGUGCAGUUCUCAGGGGAUGGACAGCAGUUGGCCUGUGGCUUAGCUAACCAUCUUUCCCUGGUCUUUGAUGCUAGCCUUUCUGGAACGCCUGCUGCUUUUUCAGGUCAUGAUGGAGCUGUGAACACCGUCUGCUGGAGCCAUGACAAAAGGUGGCUGUUGUCUACAGGCCGGGACCGGACACUGAGGAUGUGGUCAGUUCACAGGACAGAACUCAUGCUGCUUUUGGGCCCAGAUUUCUUCCCCAAGCCAAUAACAUCUGCACAGUUCUACUACAUGGAUUCUUUCAUACUGUUGUCUUCUGGCCCUGAAUUUCGACUGCUAAAGUACCACAUUGACCUCUGUAGGGAUGACAUACGAAGGUAUAAACCAAAAAGCAGGUAUAAGCCUAUUUUCAGGCUCCCAUUGACCAGUGGAGCAGAUGUGACCACCGUGUCUGCAGUGAACGACUUUUAUUCCCAUAUUGUACUCACAGCUGGUCGGGACAGGAGUGUGGAAGUUUUUGACCUUAAUGUUGGCCACAGCGCUGCAGUGAUAGCUGAAGUCCAUUCACGGCCUGCCCAUCAAAUCUGUCAAAAUAAAGGAUCAUCAUUUACCACUCAACAGUCUCUGGCAUAUAAUCUUUUCCUGACCACAGCUGUUGGUGAUGGGGUUCGACUGUGGGACCUGAGGACUCUGAGGUGCGUACGCCGCUUCGAAGGACAUCCAAACCGCUGUUAUCCUUGUGGAGUUGCUUUUAGUCCUUGUGGAAGGCUCAUGGCCUGUGGUGCAGAGGACAGACAUGCGUACGUGUACGAAAUGGGCUCGAGCAGCUUUCUGUAUCGUCUUGCAGGACACACAGAUACAGUUACUGAAGUGGCCUUCAACCCAGCAGCUCCUCAGCUCACCACUGCCACCUUGGAUGGGAAACUUCAGCUGUUUGUGGUUGAGUGACUUCUGACCUGCUGGAGCUGUUUACAAGAGGGACUUCAAGUUGAGUUGCUAUGUGCCAGCGCUGCAACAGCUGGGACUCCACUCCCUCAAUGGAGUAGUGUGCCUAAGACCCCGCCUUCCCCAGCCUUUUUGAGGACUUGAUUUCCUGGAGGAGCCACCCACCACUUCAGACUGGUGUCAAGGACCACUGCUUUGAUUUUUCUCUAAGAGUACAAAAGAGGAGGUGCUGAUUAGUGUAAAUUCUGGAAGAAAGGUAUUAAGAGAAAAUAAAAUGUAUUGAUGCAAAUUUAAA
This is a messenger RNA of Cricetulus griseus (Chinese hamster), 3033 nucleotides long. NCBI's taxonomy places the organism in Eukaryota, Metazoa, Chordata, Mammalia, Rodentia, Cricetidae. The record is from RefSeq and is a predicted model, not a curated record.